AUGCCAUUCCAGAAGCACCCAAGGGGUGGGGGAGAAGGCGCGGGGGGUGGGGGAGGGGAUGGGGGUGGGCUGGGGGGAGAAGGCGGGGGAGGAGAGGCAGGAGGGGAGGGAGGAGGAGAGGGAGGAGGGAAGGGAGGAGGAGAGGGAGGAGGGGAGGGAGGAGGAGAGGGAGGGGAUGGAGGAGGAGAGGGAGGGGGUGGAGAGGGGGGAGGAGGAGGAGGAGGGGGAGAGGGAGGAGGUGAGGGGGGAGGUGGAGAAGGAGGAGGGGGAGAGGGAGGAGGUGAGGGGGGAGGAGGAGAAGGAGGAGGCAAGGGUGGGGAGGGAGGUGAGGGGGAGGGGGGGAGUCGGGGGGGGAAGGUGGGUUUGGGGGGGAGUCGGGGGGAGAAGGUGGGGGAGGGGAGGAGUCAGGGGGAGAUGGGGGGGGUUGGGAGGAGCCGGGGGGAUAAGGUGGGGGUGAGGGGGAGUCAGGGGGGGAAGGGGGAGAUGGAGGAGAAGGGGGAGAGUCGGGGGGUGAAGGCGGGGGAGGGGAGGAGGCAGGGGGGGAAGGAGGGGGUGAGGGGGAGUCAGGGGGGGAAGGCGGGGAUGGAAUGGAGUCGGGGGGAGGAGGGCGGGGUGGUGGGGGCGGGGAGGAAAACGGUGGGGAAGGAGGAGGGGGGGAGGGGGGUGGGUCCGGUUCGGCAGAACGAGCUACAGUCGUCCACGCUCCUCUGCCCUUCCAAACCUAGCACCGAGCCUGAUGCUGCUGUUGCUCCGGUCCCUGUCAGAUCAUACACAAGGCAGUUCCUCCCCACGCUCAGCGCCACCGAACCUGCAGCUCCGGUGCUCUGGAUGGUUCCCGAGCCUGGGGCGGAGGUUUGGGAGAGCAGCGGCAUGCCCUGGGUGUCUACGAUGCUUGCCGGACCAAAGAAGUAG
Closterium sp. NIES-65 is the source of this 912-nucleotide messenger RNA. The record is from the annotation of a GenBank genome assembly. NCBI's taxonomy places the organism in Eukaryota, Viridiplantae, Streptophyta, Zygnematophyceae, Desmidiales, Closteriaceae.